AUGGCCUGUGGGGGAGGCUGCUGUGGCCCCAAGAGUACAACCGCAGCUAUUGUCAAGCCAGAAGUUAAUCCUGGAGUGCUCACGGAGGCGGCGACGGAAACGACAAGUAACGCAAUAGCGACGACGCAACCUGCAGUGGAUGCAACACUGACGCCUUCCGAUUCCGAACCUACAGCCUCUUGGCCUGCUGUCGCCAACCUGAAAUAUGCCACAAUGCAGCCGAAAGCCCUGAUCGACGCGACUGAGAUUGCGAGCGGUUCGGAUAACAUCGACCUGGAGAAGGGCGGCGUUACACGUGAACACCUUGUCAUCAGCGUAUCUGGCAUGACCUGUACAGGAUGCGAGACAAAGCUACAGCGAACACUGGGUAGUCUCGACUACGUCAGCAAACUUCAGACCAGCCUGGUCCUUGCCCGCGUCGAGCUCGAUAUCAACACCAAGCUUGCGACUGCCGACGAUGUGGUCAAACAUCUCCACCGCACAACCGAGUUCAAAUGCGAGAUCGUUUCCAACCAAGGCUGUAGUCUGGAUCUUAUCUGUUCGGGAGACCCAGCGGCUUUUGUCGAUGGGCAGUGGCCGGAUGGAGUGUCAGACGUACGCCGCCUAAACAAAGAUACAAUCCGUGUGGAAUACGAUGCGAAGAUUGUGGGGGCGAGGGACUUGAUGUGUGACGAGUGGAGUCGGUCGUUGCAACUUGCACCGCCUUGUCCAGACUCUUCUUUGGAAGCUGGCAAUAGGCAUGUUCGAAACAUGGGCUUGUUGACGUUGCUCUCUGCCGGAUUGACCAUUCCCGUACUGGUCAUGGCAUGGGCACCUCUUCCUGAGCGCGAGAUUGCUUAUGGCUCCGCGUCACUCGCCCUCGCUACUGUCGUCCAAGUUGUCAUCGCCGGUCCUUUCUACCCGAAAGCGCUCAAGGCAUUGGUGUUCUCCAAGGUCAUUGAGAUGGAUCUGCUCAUUGUACUGAGUACAAGCGCCGCGUACAUCUUCUCAGUUGUUUCGUUCGGCUACCUAGUCAGCGGAAACCCUCUAUCAACGGGCGAGUUCUUCGAGACAAGUACGCUGUUGGUGACACUCAUCAUGGUCGGACGAUGGGUGGCAUCGUUGGCGCGACAAAAAGCGGCAGAGUCCAUCAGUAUUCGUUCCUUACAAACCCCUACUGCCAUGCUGGUCAGCGACGACGGGAUGGAGAAGGAGAUCGAUGCUAGGAUGUUGCAAUAUGGAGACAUCUUCAGGGUCGCUCCAGACUCGCGCAUUCCGACAGACGGUACCGUCAUCUCGGGUUCUUCGGAAAUUGAUGAAUCGAUGUUAACGGGCGAGGCUCAGCCCGUUGAGAAGCACACCAAGUCGGCCGUUAUUGCAGGAACCAUCAACGGAAGCGGAACGCUUACCGUCCGCCUAACCCGUCUGCCUGGCGAUAAUACCAUCACGACGAUUGCGGGUAUGGUUGACGAAGCAAAGCUUUCCAAACCCAAGAUUCAAGAGAUUGCCGACACUGUAGCCAGCUACUUCGUCCCUGUUGUAGUGACCCUGACAAUCAUCACUUUCGUCAUCUGGGUCGCCAUUGGGAUUGCGAUACGCCAUCAAUCAGGCUCAGAAGCGACCAUCGAAGCCAUCACGUAUGCCAUCACAGUCCUAAUUGUCUCGUGUCCUUGCGCUAUCGGUCUCGCGGUUCCUAUGGUUAUCGUGAUCGCGUCCGGCGUCGCAGCGAAGCGCGGUGUUGUCUUCAAGACGGCAGGUAGCAUCGAAGUCGCGUAUAGAACGACCGACGUGGUGUUCGACAAGACGGGUACCUUGACAGCAGGAAAGCUGGCGGUGGUGCAUGAGGAGUAUGUUCAGGGUGGUAGUGCGGAUGACGCCAAGUUACUUUUGGGUUUGCUUGGCAAUGUCAAACACCCCGUGUCGGCGGCCAUUGCAACACAUCUCGCGUCGCGAGGUCUAUCAGCUACAACCGUACCAGACGCCAAGGUGGUCACCGGCAGAGGUGUCCAUGGGAUGGCCAAUGGUAAGAAGCUACGCGCCGGUAACUCGAGAUGGCUUGCGCUUUCCGAAGAUCCGCGUGUCCGCUCCAUGCUGUCCCAGGGUUUCACCACCUUUUGCUUCACCAUCGACAGCACUCUAGUAGCUAUCUAUGGUCUGCAGGACACAUUACGACCAGACGCAGCAUCCACCAUCGAUCAUCUCCAACGCAGCGGCAUCAACGUCCAUGUACUGUCUGGCGAUGAUGAUGGCGCUGUUAAGGGGAUUGCCUCACAGCUCGACGUACCAGAAGAGAAUGUUCGCUCUCGUUGCUCACCUGCAGAUAAGCAAACUUAUAUUCAGAGCCUUCUCGCAGCACCUUCAACAGCUCUUCUGACUGGCAAGUCCCGCAAGCCGAUUGUCAUGUUCGUUGGGGACGGCACAAAUGACGCUGUUGCCCUUGCUCAGGCCACAAUCGGCGUUCAUAUGUCGAGCGGUACUGACAUCGCACAAUCCGCUGCCGAUGUAGUUCUUGUCCGUCCUAGCCUGUCAGGCGUACUGACCAUUAUCAAUGUGAGUAGGAAAGCGAUACAUAGAAUCGUUUUCAACUUUAGCUGGAGUUUCGUAUACAACACUUUCGCUGUACUGUUGGGUGCGGGCGCCUUUGUGCACGCGAGGAUUCCGCCGGAGUUCGCGGGUCUCGGGGAACUGGUCAGUGUACUACCUGUGGUGUUGGCAGCAGUCUUGUUGAGAUGGUCGAAAGUCUAA
Molecule: messenger RNA, 2724 nt
Organism: Alternaria postmessia
Lineage: Eukaryota; Fungi; Ascomycota; Dothideomycetes; Pleosporales; Pleosporaceae
Exons: 2
Coding region: 1-2724 (907 amino acids)
Biological process (GO): monoatomic cation transport
Cellular component (GO): membrane
Molecular function (GO): metal ion binding; ATP hydrolysis activity; ATPase-coupled monoatomic cation transmembrane transporter activity
Source: RefSeq, a predicted model, not a curated record